Diachasma alloeum is the source of this 2042-nucleotide messenger RNA. RefSeq lists its product as uncharacterized. NCBI's taxonomy places the organism in Eukaryota, Metazoa, Arthropoda, Insecta, Hymenoptera, Braconidae. The transcript is spliced from 5 exons. The record is from RefSeq and is a predicted model, not a curated record. Bases 82 to 1902 code for a protein of 606 amino acids.
CCAAUAACUUCUCGAUAAAUUUCGGAACGAAACCUCUAAAUUCUCAGUACUAAGUAAACUCUAAAUAAUUCUUCAACAAAGAUGAACAGAAACGAUAAAUGUUGGUUCCAAUGUCACGCGAGUAGUCCCCCCAUUACCUCGACCUGCCAGAACGAUCAGCUUCAAACGAGUCAGAAUAACUUUUUCCAAAACCAACAACAAACACCGCAAUCCUGUAAUCAAACCCUCCAGCCCCCGCUAUUUGGCAUCAUGACCGGAACCCAACCAAGUUGUCUCCAGUCCCAGCCACAAUGCCAGUCAGAUGCCUUCUCAAACCCUCAAAGAUCCAAUCUCUUGACCUCGAACGCUUACCAACAGCCCAAUCAAGGCCAACCCUCUCAAAUGCAUCCCCAGUUGUCGCCCGCACUCCUCGAGCAAAUCCGAACCUUCCUGGCUCCAUCAUCAGGUCCAAUCUUCAUCCUGCCCACGACAUCUCCAACCUCCCAACCAUACCCACCAGCUCUCCCGUCUCCUGAUUGCCCUGGAGUAAGAUCUCCCUGUGGACAGUCCCAGUUGUACCAACCGCCCCCAUACUACCCGUACCCCAUGCCGAUGCCAAUCCUGAGUCCCUUCGUGCUGCCCAACACCCCCCAGAAGUUAAUAUCUGACCCUGCCAAUUGCUCCUGCUGCUCUAAGAAAUCCUCCGAUCAUGCCAAGACCGUUAGCCAACAAAUUGAAUCUGACCAGCAUUUUUGCAGCGAAACAGAUGAUGACACAGUCUGCUCGAAACGUAACUGUCCAUCAGCGAUAAAUCUACAGGCACUAACAGCGCAGCUACUAGCCGUGCCAGGAGUCAUCUCUUGUGCAGCUACCAGAAUGAUUCUGAGGAAAAUUUCAGGGUCAAACGUUAGUAAUCCCAUUGAAGAGAUCAUGGAGAGAAGUCAGAAUGCUUUGAACAGUUUAGCUCAAGAGCAAUUAUUAACUGAAUCUCGAAAUGCUCAACAAGUCGGUGCUCUGAUAAAUCUCCACAUGACUGCCAAUCCUCCAGCUAAUAUUGUGCCAAUUUUAACAGCGACUCAAUUGAAAGUUAAUGUUCUGAAAGGACACGCCGAUAGUUUAAUAACUCGUCGACUGAGUGAUCAGGGAAUAGGGGCCGACGGUAGUGAACAAUUCGAUGUAAUGAUCCUAGGUAUGAAGUCUGACGAAGAACUGCGUCAGCUCUUGGUAACUCUCAGACAGAAGGAAUGCGAUGAGAGAGUAAAUUUGAGUUUUGCUCCUUAUCGCUCACAGCGGAUAAUUGCUGAAACUCGGUUGAGGAAUGUUGAGAGUAAAAUACGACAAGUUGAGAAGGUAAUGGAGAAGCGUCGGUUUACAGUGAUACCACGUGACAGUAGACAUGUAGAUUUCGAUGGUAGUGGUGGAUGGCACGCGUAUCCUGGUAGUCUGUCGGCUCCUAGUCCUUUUGGACGUGAAACCACAAUGCAACCACAGACGUACGACUCCCCGGAUCCCUUUCACAUCGAAGUUCGUAGCCCGAGGAGACUGAAUCUCAAACCGCACGUUGGUAGCCCAGAAACCACGUACGAACGUGAAUUGGAACAGUCUAAGGAGAUAACUUUUGGAAUCAAAUCAGAGAAUGACGAGCGGAGUAAUGAUCGAAGACGUCAUAUCAAUCAAGAGAUCGUGGAUGUUAAGGUGAAAGAGGAGGACAAAAAUCCUCAGGAUUGUGGGGAAGACGGUGACAUCUCAUUCGUCACAACCUUAUCAGUAGCUCUAGUGCAAACCCCUGAAAAAGAUACAGUGAAUGAGGAAAAUGAAAUAUCUCUUUGUCAUGCUUCUAACAAGAAUCCUAGUGCAGGAAAUCCGUAUGCCAGUGAAAAGGAUGAAGGAACCGAGAAUCGUAUUACGGAGGAAAAAAAGUGAGUCUAACAUCAUGUUGAUCCAGACGGAAUAUUUUCCGUGGAGAUGGGUAUGAAAAGACCAUUGAUGGAGAACUCCUGAGAUCCUCUAUAAAACGAAAAAAAUCAGAGAGCACAGAUAUUAAAACGAGUGGAAAAAAUGAA